Messenger RNA from Eurytemora carolleeae, 1343 nucleotides. RefSeq names its product protein suppressor of hairy wing. Gene Ontology annotation, molecular function: DNA-binding transcription activator activity, RNA polymerase II-specific; RNA polymerase II cis-regulatory region sequence-specific DNA binding. Lineage: Eukaryota; Metazoa; Arthropoda; Copepoda; Calanoida; Temoridae. The coding region runs from base 39 to 1343 and encodes 434 amino acids. The record is from RefSeq and is a predicted model, not a curated record. Gene Ontology annotation, cellular component: nucleus. The transcript is spliced from 14 exons. Gene Ontology annotation, biological process: regulation of transcription by RNA polymerase II.
UGCUAUAUUACGCUUGCUUCACUUCUAAAAGAGACGAAAUGUGCUCAGCAGAUAUCGACAACUUGGUGAUAAGUUUGAAGAUAAGUCUCAAGGCGUUUAAGUACUGCCUGGUGUGUGGGACGAGUUAUAAUGGAAAAAUAGCUUUAGCGUUUAAUCAUUUUCUGUCAUCUACCUGCUUCUCCGCAAAUCAAAGUGUAUUUGAACUUGAGAUUCUGCCUUCCGUUGAUACUCAGGAGGAGAACAAUUUUGUUAAAGCUGAACAUGAUCUACAUGAAGAUGAACCUGAUCCACAUGAAGAUGAACCUGAUCCACAUGAAGCUGAGUUUAAUGAUCCUAAUCCUGAGAACUCUGAAGAGGGUUUGAAACCUAAAGAUGAGAAUAAUUCAAUUUAUGAUGAGGAGGCAAGAGAACUUCAAAAUCAAACUGAAAACUUCUCUCCAGCAAAUGACGAUGAUAACUUUUUCUCUGAUGAUGAUGAAAUUGCACCAAUUGACGGAGAUGAACCUGAUGAUUUAAUUACUGAAGAUCUUAACUCUCUCCCAAGAAAUGUAGUUCCUUGUGAUGAAUGUGAUUCCUAUUUCUCCAGCAACAUACAGCUAAACUAUCACAGACAAUUCACACACAGAGAAAGUUUUUCCUGUGACAUCUGUGAAGAAGUGUCUGGCGAUCUAUCUGAUUUGAUGAAUCAUAUCAAGAGCAGGCAUAAAAACGUUGUUUCUUGUUUUCUCUGUCAGCUUGAAAUAAAGGAUAUUCAUCGACAUCUCAAAUCUCACAUAGGAAAGAGGGAAUUUAGUUGCAGUUUCGAGGGAUGCAGUCAGAGGUUUGUGCAUUCUGAGAGUGUAUUAAAGCAUGCCCGAGUGCAUACCGCUAAGCAGUUUUCUUGUCGUAUUUGCAGCAUGCUUCUAGCCAAACCAGCAUCGCUGAGAAACCAUCUGAGUGUGAUCCAUGGUGUAGAAGAUACUUUCCAGUGUGGAUACUGUCUACAGUGGUUCAGAUCUCAUAAGAAUCUAGUCGAACACACACAAUCUGACCACUCCUCUUCAGCUCAGAACAAGGUUCCUUGCGAAGAAUGUGGAGUAAAAUUUACCUCUAAAGGUCUGCAAGAGCACCUAAGAAAGAAGCACUCUAAACCCAAGAAGGCAAGAGGACGGAAGCCUUGUUCUGGAAAGAAGAGGAAGAGAUCAGGGAAAGAUAAAUCUGAAUCCUCUGAUCGAAUUCUAGAAGAGGCUGUAAACCGGGAAGAUAUUAUCACGUGUCCAAAGUGCGGAGCCGCGUUCAAUUCUGAGGAAAAGGACUUGGCAAACCACCAUCUUGCAUUAUGUGAAAUAAGCGUAGAAAGGUAA